This is a messenger RNA of Lepisosteus oculatus (spotted gar), 2741 nucleotides long. RefSeq lists its product as uncharacterized. Lineage: Eukaryota; Metazoa; Chordata; Actinopteri; Semionotiformes; Lepisosteidae. The record is from RefSeq and is a predicted model, not a curated record.
UCUUCCGACCGGCGUGUAAUGUCACUGACUACAGAUUUUCACGUCGCUAAAAAGUUUAAAACCAACCGCGAGAAAGUCUUGUCACGCCUGUUCUGUGUGUAGCAGGAGCCGUACUUGGUGCAAAAGGAAAUGCCCGAAUACGGCGUGGCGAUGCCUGGAGACAGCUCCCGUCUGUCUCGCAGCAUCGAGUAGCGUUGGUAAAAAUUCGCUGCUGCUCUUUGAAUAACAUUUUUAUUCAAAGAGAAAAAAAAAAUAGCAUUCGAACUCUUGUUUGUUUUGCUUCGUCCUUCUCCACAUUAAGAUGAUUAUUGUACGCUACUAAUUGGCGCACCGGCGCGGUGAAUUGGUGUAGUCGAACCUUUUGCAAUUUGGUUUUACUGUAGGGUAGUCGUGUGAAUGUUUCAAAACACCCUUUUUUAAGUCUGUCUCUUCACACGUCUACUCCCUUGAUUUGCAACCGCAGUUCAGGAAAUCAAGAUGAUCUGUUUCUAGGGGCGAUAUCUCCCUAGCAGCGUGCGGAUUUUCUAUGGUUCUCGCAGAGUGCUCACAAAGUGCGCUUUGUUUUUACAGAACAGGACAGCUGUGCACCGGGGCGAUUCUGUUUUUUGACUUAUUUCCGCAUUGAGUCAUGCUGCAUCAUAACCUGUCUCGCUCGCAGUUUGACAGCGCAUUCCUGAACAUCAAAAAAGAAUUCAAAUCAUGAAUUGUGUGCGACACUCGUGACUCUGCACAGGAAGGCAGUAACGAUAAACUACUGCGUGGUCUAUAUGGACUACCGAAUAAUGUUUAUUCUGUUUUGUUUUGCUGCUAUCCUCAUCCAAAGUAGGUAUUUUAUUUUUUAUGCAUUUGUAAUCUUGCACUUCUCUGUGGUUGGACAUGCAACUCAUCUCGGCGAGCUGCUCGCUUUCAUGGUGCAGGCAUUUGAGGCAAAGCUACAACAAAGAAAAUCGCUUUCUUAUUUAAAGUCGCAUAUUUAAGACGGAACAAGUAAAGGUUUAUUCCGCGUUGAAAUUUACUUGUUCCUUUGCAGCCUACGCAUGCUGACGCUACCUACUUGAAUUUAUUAAUUUAAUUAAGAUUGUAGAUCGAUUUAUUUUCUCUAGAUUGUUUGGACACAAUCUAGAUUCUAUUAACCUGUUUUUUAUUAGCAGUCUGUAUUAAAGUAUGUUUACUUUGUUGCAGAAAGUACAGUAUGUCCAAUUUGUACUGCCUGCGCUGUUAUUCUAAGUUUCCGAUGUUCAAGCAGACGGCAUUAAAACAAGUCCGCGGCACUUUGCAAAACCGAUAGUUGACCUUUUAUAAUACGUUUUUUUAUUGUGGAUUGUUUCGGUUAAUUAAAGACUCUUCAGUUUAAAGUUCGCCACAGUUGUUUCGAGAGUCCAUGUUGUUCACACUUCAUCCGAGGCGCAACACAAGAUAUCCACUCUGGGAACUCCUAACGGAGAACUCCGUUAGACAACAUGAGGACAUUCUUCGAAGCGCUUAAGGUACAAAUGAGCAACUUGAGACAGCUCAGGAGCUGCAGGGAACCCUGGGAGGUUCGAUUUCAAUGCCUGCCCUUCUGGACGAGGACGAGCUCGCGGGAUUAAUAGAAUGGAAUUACAUAGGCAGGGAUGGACAAAAAGCCCCCAUUGUGACAUUGUACACUACUUCUCCAAACGAACCCUUGAUGUAUGGCAACUACAGCAAGCGCACGUCAGCCUUUCUGAACGGCUCCAUCAUACUCAGAAACCUGGAGAUGAGUGACGAAGGAAUUUAUGAAAGACUGACUACGGGUAAACGAAGCACCAGCGAAUACUUUCGGCUGAACAUGACAGGUCAUCUUCCUGGCCCUUCGUCAAUCUCAAACAAUAUUUCGGGGCAUUACUGUAAUAACACUGAUGAUCUGGUACGGAAAAAUCUCAUGUGUGAAACAUACAAGUGCCUCGAGCCCACUUACAAGUCCGGGAAUAAUUUCCAGGGCGGAGAAGCAGAAUUCAGUGAGAUCAAUAUACAUAUGGCCUGGAAAGUCGGCUUUCCUCUGUGUGCUGCGUUUUUGUUUGUUCUCCUCUCAUUUCUGUCCUGGGUUGCGCUGUAUUGCAGAUCUGAAUGGCAAAUUUUACAUGUUUUUCUUGCUACCACAGAUGUUGUGUCCCCGAUAUUAACUAUUAUUGGAGUAGGCUUCUGGAUAACUGAAGUAACUUCAGAUGGUUCUCUGGCUUGUCUCUCAGUUAUAUUGGCAGCAGUUGCUCUCAGCCUGCUGAUAAAUCUGAGACAUAUCAAAUCGGGGUCAAGUGCAUGGUGUUGCAAGCCACAUUAUUGCUAUAUCCUGAGGGUGUUACACUAUCUCUCCACAGCUUCUGGGUUUAUCUUUUUUCACUUGAACAAUGAAAAAUGCUGGAAAUCUCUGAAAGACAUUUACAUCUACUCCUGUGUGCUACCAAUGUCACUAUUCAUGCAUUUUCUCAUAAUCUGGAUCUUGAAAAGAGUUCAAAACCAAAGAGCUCCGAAGCCUGUGGCAGCUCUCCCUUUCGUACAUAAUGAGAAGAUGUUUUCUUCGCAAAGGGAAAUCGAGACGAGAAGAAGAGCCGGCUGCGGCGGACGAGGAGAACAACUAUGGAAGGCGUGAAAUCGACCGACUGCAGGAAGAUUCGAGUGACUCACAAGACCAGAAAACCACCCCAUUAUGAGUGUCCUGUGGUUCUUGCUGUGUUCGCUUUGUAAAAAUAAACGUCAAGCACACUGCUGCUGGUUACUGCUGG